Molecule: messenger RNA, 487 nt
Organism: Polyodon spathula (Mississippi paddlefish)
Lineage: Eukaryota; Metazoa; Chordata; Actinopteri; Acipenseriformes; Polyodontidae
Product: cytochrome c oxidase subunit 7A2, mitochondrial-like
Exons: 4
Coding region: 93-338 (81 amino acids)
Biological process (GO): mitochondrial respirasome assembly; regulation of oxidative phosphorylation; mitochondrial electron transport, cytochrome c to oxygen
Source: RefSeq, a predicted model, not a curated record
CUCUGGCAGGAGUGCAGGAUCACGCUGUCCUUGUCCAGGCUCCAUAUCCAGUCAGAAGCAGAGAGUGGAUUUGCACAGAGGCACGGCGCAACAUGAGGAGCUUACUGGGUUUGCAGAGGCUGGCGUUUCGCUCCUUUUCCUCGACAGCAAAGAACCAAUUGAAGAACAAAGUUCCGGAGAACCAGAAGUUAUUCCAGGAGGAUAACGGGCUCCCGGUCCACAUCAAGGGAGGGGUGGUGGACGUGCUGCUCUACCGCUUCACUAUGGCCAUCACGCUUGGAGGAACUGGGUUUUCCCUUUAUUGGCUUCUAGCCGCCUCUCAGCCCAGGAAGAAGUAAGAGAGGAAACGAGAGUCCAGACAGCACCUCUCUUCAGUGAGAAUCGAGAGGACUUUCAGUACCUCAUAUCUACCGAACUACAACAUGCCACUCACUGGACCUUGUAACAAACGUAAUCAUGAAAUAAAAAACACAGAAAUAAAACAUUA